AUGAGGAAGGCGGCCGCGGCCUCGCGCUACGCCUCCUACGACGACUCCCCGUCGCCCUCCCCGUCCCCGCGCCGCGCCGGGCCCGCCGCCGCCGCAUCGGGGACGCCGGGGCAGCAGCACGGGAGCCGCGCGCUGGUCGCCGUCAGAUCCGGCCGCGGCGACCUGCGCUGCCAGGCGCCGCAGCCCCAGCCGCACGGCAACCUGGGCUCCGUGCUCCGGCGGCUCAUCUCCAUGGACAAGAAGCCCAGCGCCAAGAACCUGCUCCCCGUCCCUCCCGCCGCCGCCGCCGCCCCCGCGAAGAACGGCAGCGGGGCCAAGCUGCCCGGUCUGUCGCGGAAGCUGUUCCAGAAGGCGCCGCCGGAGGCCAAGAAGAAGGCCCUCACCGAGGUCAAGAACAGCGGCAACGCCAACACGCGGACGCUCGCCAUGGUGCUCCGCAGCGAGCGGGAGCUCCUGUCGCAGAACAAGGAGCAGGAGGACGAGAUCGCCGCGCUCCGCCUCCAGCUCCAGCAGAAGGACAGGGAGGUAGAGCGGCUCAAGGAUCUGUGCCUGCGCCAGCGGGAGGAGAUCAGCACGCUCAAGGACGCCGUCCUGUUCCCGGACACUGAGCCGGACCGCCACGUCCGGGAUGAGAUUUCGGCUCUCACCGGGCAGAUCCAAUGCCUCGCCGAUGAGCUCGCCCAGGUCAAGGCCGAGAAGAACACCUCAAGAUCAUGUUUUGAUGAUGAAUAUUGCUCCUCCCCAAGCACGCCCGUGCUUAACGAGGAGACCGCCUUCUCUCUGGAGUGCAGCAUCGGCGAAGCGGAGACGCCACCAAACUAUGGUAGCCCUGACGAAAUGUUCGUCAAAGAUCUCAACCCCUGCCUAACACCUUUCUCCAAGAGCAGAUCCGAGGAGUAUGAGGAAUCCUUGAGCUCUCACCGCAGCAAGGCGAGGCCGGACCCCCACCUCUCCAGCUCGCGCCGCAGGCCGAUGUCGAAGAGCUCCGACCACCAUCACAAGCCCACCUCGGGCACGGGGAGCAGCAAGCGGCGAGCGCACCGGUCCGACCAGGACAAGUCCUGCCAGAACCUGUUUUAG
This is a messenger RNA of Triticum turgidum subsp. durum (durum wheat), 1080 nucleotides long. NCBI's taxonomy places the organism in Eukaryota, Viridiplantae, Streptophyta, Magnoliopsida, Poales, Poaceae. The record is from the annotation of a GenBank genome assembly.